Aspergillus clavatus NRRL 1 is the source of this 990-nucleotide messenger RNA. RefSeq names its product SIR2 family NAD-dependent protein deacylase. The record is from RefSeq and is a predicted model, not a curated record. Gene Ontology annotation, molecular function: NAD+ binding; histone deacetylase activity, NAD-dependent. Bases 1 to 990 code for a protein of 329 amino acids. The transcript has a single exon. NCBI's taxonomy places the organism in Eukaryota, Fungi, Ascomycota, Eurotiomycetes, Eurotiales, Aspergillaceae.
AUGGAAGAAAUUGAAAAGAUUGCCACAUUGAUCAAAUCCGGCCAGAUCCGUCGCAUCGUCGUGCUGGUGGGCGCUGGCAUCUCCACUGCUGCAGGCAUCCCCGACUUCAGAUCGCCCGAGACAGGCAUCUAUGACCGUCUCAAGCCUCUGGGGCUGCCGUAUCCCGAGGCCAUCUUCCAUAUCAACUACUUUCGACACACCCCAGAGCCAUUCUACGCGAUCGCACGGGCUAGACACCCUCGCACGCUCAAACCUACCAUCACCCACGCCUUUCUCGCGCUAUUGGCGAAGAAAAAUCUGCUCCACUUCCUCUUUACUCAGAACAUUGAUGGACUAGAACGCGAUACCGGGGUCCCCGAGAAUAAAAUACUCAAUGCGCACGGGAGCUGGCGCACGCAGCACUGCUGGAAAUGCAAGACUUCCUAUCCGGAUGACCUGAUGAAAGAGGCCAUCGCUAAAGGAGUGGUGCCGUACUGUCAAGUACCCGACUGUGGGGGUCCGAUCAAACCGGAUGUUGUCUUCUUCGGACAGUCUCUCCCUGCAGAAUUUGAAGACGAGGAGAAGAAGGUACCAGAAGCGGAUCUAAUGAUAGUGAUGGGGACGAGCUUGAAGGUGGCGCCAUGUUCACGUCUGCCCGGUCAGGUUCGGGAGGGCGUCCCUCGUGUCUUGAUCAACCGGGAGAAGGCUGGAGACGUUGGUGUGCGACCAAAUGACUUGUGUAUUCUGGGAGAUUGCGACGAUGGGGUGCGCAAGCUGGCGGAUAUCCUGGGCUGGACAGAAGAGAUGGAAGAUGUGUGGGAGGAUGCAGUGGCCGCGAAAGAGGCAACGCAGGACGACUGGGGCGAGGAGGAAAGCCUGGAUGAGCUGAUCGACAAGUAUGCCAAAACAUUGAAAGAUUCUAGAAAGGUUUCAGAGGGACAUAAGCGGAUGCUGGAAGAGCACCUCGGUCAGAAAUUUGCAGAUGUGUUGAACAAAAACCGGGCAGCAUAG